This is a messenger RNA of Papilio machaon (common yellow swallowtail), 1687 nucleotides long. RefSeq names its product endophilin-A (gene EndoA). Bases 227 to 1555 code for a protein of 442 amino acids. NCBI's taxonomy places the organism in Eukaryota, Metazoa, Arthropoda, Insecta, Lepidoptera, Papilionidae. Gene Ontology annotation, molecular function: protein binding. The record is from RefSeq and is a predicted model, not a curated record. The transcript is spliced from 12 exons. Gene Ontology annotation, cellular component: cytoplasm; presynapse; glutamatergic synapse. Gene Ontology annotation, biological process: synaptic vesicle uncoating.
UCAGUCCAUAGAAAAACUUGUUGAGUGUAGGAAUUAUUUGCUUACGUGUAUUUACCUGUUUAUAAAUAGUGAUAUUCAUUUAUUUUUUUAAAUGUUGAGUUGGACGUGAAAUUGUUGCGAUUUCAGUGUAGCUAAUGUAGGGCGCUAUAUUGUGAAGAAUUGGAUGGGGAAUUUCACUGAAUGUAGCCGCAACCAAAGAAAUUAGUAAUAGAGUGCUUGUACAGCCAUGGCUUUUGCGGGACUUAAGAAACAGAUCAACAAAGCCAAUCAGUAUGUCACAGAGAAAAUGGGAGGUGCCGAAGGCACAAAACUGGACUUGGAUUUCGUGGAAAUGGAAAGAAAAACAGACGUAACAUGCGAGCUAGUAGAAGAGCUACAGACGAAAACGAAAGAAUUCCUCCAGCCGAACCCCACGGCGCGAGCGAAGAUGGCAGCUGUGAAAGGCAUCAGCAAACUUAGCGGCCAAGCUAAGAGCAACACCUACCCGCAACCAGAGGGUGUGCUCGGCGACUGCAUGCUGCUCUACGGGAAGAAACUGGGAGAAGAUACUGUUUUCUCACAAUGCCUUAUAGAGAUGGGCGAGGCGCUAAAGCAAAUGGCAGACGUGAAAUAUUCCCUCGACGAUAAUAUCAAGCAGAGCUUCCUCGAGCCUCUACAUCAUUUACAGACCAAAGAUCUCAAAGAAGUUAUGCAUCACCGGAAGAAACUGCAAGGCCGUCGGCUUGACUUCGACUGCAAACGCCGCAGACAGGCUAAAGGAUCAGGUAGGGUCAGCCCUUAUAUGAGUCCCGGUGGCGGAAUGCCAAGGCAGGACGAGGAGAUUCGACAGGCCGAGGAGAAGUUCGCAGAGUCGCUGCAACUUGCUCAAAUUGGCAUGUUCAAUUUACUUGAUAAUGAUGUGGAGCAAGUGGCGCAGCUUAGUUUCUUUGCGGAGGGCCUUCUGGAGUACCACCAACAGUGCACGGAGAUACUAAAAGGGCUCGUGUCCACUCUCAUGGAAAAGAAAGAGGAAGCGGUUAACCGUCCGAAGAUGGAGUUCGUGCCGAAGACGCUGGCCGACCUUCACAUCGAGGGCGUGCACGAUCUAAAUAAUGGUAGGCGGUACGGUUCCACGCAGAGUCUGUCCCGGCCCCGCAACCACAUCCCACCCUCCUCCUCCGUCGGCGACCUCAGCGUCGACCCCCUCCGGGCCUGGGACCUGCCCCGUCCCGAGCCCAGGCCCGAGCAAAGGUCAAUGUCCAGACCCGCCCUAGGAUUCAGACCUCAUCCGGCGCCCCGGCAAUACAACGGCAAAGAUCCGUGGACAGCAUCGCCGCUACCGUCGCCGGUUAAGUCUCCCGCACGGACGCCCAUGGCACCAGCUAAGGGCCCCUGCUGCACGGCACUCUACGACUUCGAACCAGAAAACCCUGGAGAGCUGGGAUUCAAGGAAAACGACGUGAUCACGUUGAUAAGCAAAGUGGACGAGAACUGGUUCGAGGGCUCUGUCAACGGCAAGACGGGCUACUUCCCCAUCAGCUACGUACAAGUCACCGUGCCGUUGCCAAACAUGUAAACACACACAAAGACACACCAAAUAUUCAUUCCACUAUUGUCAAUGACUACCGCUUGAGAUUUCACUGCGCAAUUUGUGUUUUGCCUAUCUCAAAAAUCACUAUGUAGUUCAUAUACGGAGUUCUAUUUUAAA